Molecule: messenger RNA, 912 nt
Organism: Ceratitis capitata (Mediterranean fruit fly)
Lineage: Eukaryota; Metazoa; Arthropoda; Insecta; Diptera; Tephritidae
Gene: EMC8-9
Product: ER membrane protein complex subunit 8/9 homolog
Exons: 2
Coding region: 127-735 (202 amino acids)
Cellular component (GO): EMC complex
Source: RefSeq, a predicted model, not a curated record
GACAGUAUUAAUUUAUUUUAUUAGCUGUCUUUUUGCCUUUAUAAAUUCGUACGUGUUUUUUGUUCACAAGUUUUCUGUGUUGUUCUAAAUUACUGAAAUAAAUACGUUGAAUUUUAUUAUAAAAACAUGACGGACUAUCAAUUCAGUGAACGUGCUUAUGCCAAAACUAUUUUCCAUGCUGCCAAAUAUCCACACUUGGCCGUGAAUGGUGUGCUGUUGAGCGAAAAGGUUCCCAAAGGCAAUACAGUGCAAAUAGUGGAUGCGAUACCAUUAUUCCAUCAAUGCCUCUAUCUUACACCAAUGGCAGAGGUAGCGCUAACACAGGUGGACGCUUUCGCAGACCGUGAAAAUUUAGUUGUAGCCGGCUACUAUGUAGCUCCAGAAAACUACUACGACGCUAGCGUAGAGAAGGCACCCGCUGUUAAAAUUGCCGAAAAGUUACUUGAAUGUAACAAAAAUGCAUGCCUUGUGGUUAUAGAUAACAAGUUAAUGAGCCAGAAUCACAAACAGGCAGCGCUAAAGGUAUUUAAUAGCAAUGGAGAAAAUGCACGUUGGACAAAAGCAAACUAUACAUUAUCGCAGGCGAAGUUAACAUUACAAACCGUAUCCGAGUUAUUACAACGUGGAGCCAUGCGUGAGGUAGUCGAUUUUGAUAAUCAUUUAGAUAACCCAGAAAACGAUUGGACGAAUCCGCACUUUAACCGUGACUUGAAACAGCUAAUGGCCAUGUACUAAAACAUACAUACAACAUAUAUGUAUGUGUAUAUAAGGUAUUAAAUGGUACGGGGGUUCAGGUUUUUAGCUGUAAUGUGCAAUUUCGGUAUAAAGUAUCUAUGCAUUUCUGUUUAAACGUAUUUAAUUGACAUCUGUUUUAUAGUAUUUUGAUGGAAAAUAUUAAAAUACCUAUGAUAC